AUGUUGUUCAAACGCCUACCCUCGGAAGAUUCGCAGGAACCACGACUACUACCAAAUUUAAUUGAUGAAAUCGCCCUUCAUGAUCCUUCAAGAAUUUUCGCAAUAAUCCCAGGUUUCCAAGACCCCAACGAUUUCAUACAUAUCACAUUCCGAGAUCUUGCAAAAGCGAUCGACCGUACAGCAUGGUGGAUGAAGGAAACUUUCGAUCACGGUGGAUCUUCCAAGGUAUUGGUAUAUGUUGGUUCUUGCGAUAUAUUAUAUCAUAUCGUUAUUGUUGCGGCUGCAAAACUUGAAUUCGAGACUUUCCUCCCUUCUCCAGAAAACCCUGACGAAAUGUUUCCACAACUAUACCUCGCAUCCAAAUGGUCUCAGCUUGUCGUUAGCGAAAGAUUCGCCGAAGAACAUAACAUACGCGCGAAUAAUGGAGGCUUCGGUCGGUUUGUGACGCUCUCACCAAGUCUAGAAUAUAUACUGAGAGCGAGAAAUAUUUCCCGGCCCGCUCAAUUCACGCUCACGAGCCAAUUCGAAGAAGUUGCCAAUAGUCCGUUCGUUGCAUUUCAACUGAAAGAUGGCCAAUUCGUUAAAGCCAAUCACUCUUGGACCUGUUCGUUCGACCCCUGCUACCCAAAUGCCGGCUUGGAAGGCAAAAAUACAGUAUAUGAAGAUUUCAUAGGGAGACGAGUGGUCAACGCGAUACCACCCUACCACAUUGUCGGGUUCAUUAUCGGUCUCUUAUAUCCAGUCUACUAUGGGACACACACAGUCUGGUUUCACGCUGAUGCACCAGUGACUUGCACACAGAUAGAAACGAUGCUGAGCAGAAUUCCGGCUGAUACCACAUUUAUGGAGCCGUCGAUGCUUCAAGGCGCCGCUUGUUACAGUUGUUUUCAACAAAAGCUGGGCCAACAGGCUGCUGUACUCCCAGGAGGUUCGGUACCAUCCACAUUACGAUCACAGUUGUUUUCUAGCAUUUGGUUGGCCCACAUGGUCCACACUAUUUUGCUGAAAGAUGAGAUUCUCACGUCAAAUGAUUGGCAGUUUUUCCAAUUCCCGUUCACUCAUCUACAGCCACACCAAGCAACCUUUUCUGAGUUGUGGAGAUGCGAUAUAAAUGGUUGUCCCAGAAAAAUUGAAACCGUGAACGACGACUCGGCAAAUUAUCCUGCAACUGAAAGCGAUGUUGCUUUCUAUAUGGAAGUCGAAAAAGUCAGCCAAUCCUUCAAUCACGAUUCCACCCUGACCGGAAUAGUGCUACCACGCCAUGAUAAGGUAAAAAGAAUGGUUAUAAUAACAAAAGAAGAACUAGCACCGAGAGCGUUCAUCAUACUCAGAGGGCAAUUUGCAGCCUCUGAUAGUACGAAUGCUGAAAAAAUCCAACAUUAUCUACAGAUCCUUGAGAAGCUCCGGCCUACACUUGCGCUGGUGACCAAGAAUUAUAACCUUCCGGUACCAAUCCCCGACGAGAACAUCAUCUUUACUUCUGAAGACGAAUGCUCCCUUGAUGCAGAUGAUAGAGAAAUCGUCCAGCAAUUUGCAGAUCAUAUCAAUAUGAUGGAAAGAAUGCCACUUAUUGCGGAUGACAUGAUGAAUAGAAGCUCUGCACUUGAAAAUGAGGAGUAUUUGAUCUCGUAUAUACAAAUGGCCAUAGAGACGAUAACAAAACUAGGGAAGCGCUGUCAGGUUGACUUCGAUAUCUUUGGAGCUGGAGGACUGGGUUGGAAGCAGCUCGUUAAGUUGGUCGCUUUUCUAAAAGCUGUAUUGGCUGACGAGGAUGCCUCAUUGAUAACGCCAAAGCUGAUUUUUGAGUCUCGAACACCAACCAAUCUCGCGCGGUCAGUAAAACGUAUCUCGGAGGAAUGGUUUGCAGCUCAACGAGUAUUCAAAACAGGAGCAAGCUUGUUUGACGUUCUUGAAAAUUAUUUUGAUCGCUUGUCGGAAAUGAAACAUGACCCAAAUCGAAAUAAAGGUUCUCCGCCUGCAGAAGAGGGGGGGCUGGUGGUCAUGCUCACAGGAAGCACUAGAUCCCUCGGAAGUUAUAUGCUUGACGCCCUUCUUUCACGACCAAACAAUCACUUCAGGAAGGUGUACUGCAUCAACACUAGUCGAGGUCGUUCUGCGGCUCUGAGAUAUCGAACCGCAGCCAAUAAUCUACCGGCACAUCAGAAUGGUGGAGACCGAUUAUUUUUUCAGCAAGCCGAUCUGUCUUUACGCAGAUUUGGCCUUAGCAGCACCUUAUACAAAGAGCUACAAGAUAGUGUACAAGUCGUUAUUCAUACUUCAUGGAAAGAGGAUCUCAACGCUGGUCUAGCGGCUUUCAAGACAUCUCUGGAUGGCUUACUGAACCUAAUAAGGUUCUCGACCGAGUCUCGACAUCGACCUAUCAUAUGUUUUGCUUCGUCUACGAGAUCUGUAGGGUGUUAUCGCACGUUACCAGGCAACUUUGCUCCGGAGUGUCAAAUUGCGGACGCGGAAGCACCUACAAAAGAUGGAUAUGGUCAAUCGAAAUGGAUCGGCGAGCAGAUGCUGAGUGCGGCAAGUGAGAAUUGUGACGUGAGAAGUGUUAUUUGGAGAAUUGGUGAGCUUGCCGGCCCAGUAAAUCAACAAGGAGAGUGGCCCAAAGAAGGAUGGCGGGGAUCACUGAUAACCAGUUCCAAGUACCUGAGAGCAGUUCCGACUUUUGGCUGGAUCCAUCUAUUUUACUUAAUCCCUAUCGACGUAUUGGCUUCGAUACUGGUCGAGAUUUGCGAGAAUGUCUACCCCGAGCUUGUCUCCAAUAGCAAUGAUUACAUGAAGGCCAAAUACUACAAUGUCAGAAACCCGGAAGAUAUGGCUUGGGAGACACAUAUAGUCCCAGCGGUAAUGCGCGUUCUCAAAAGUAAUGGGAUUGAAGAUAUGCAGAACAUGAGAUGGGGUGAAUGGCUCGAGUUGCUCGAAGCUAGUCAAGGGAACGACGGAGAGAAUCCGGCAUUCGAUUUACUCAACUUCUACAAGAACGUCGAAAUUGGUGGGGGAGUCGGAUGCCUCGCGCUUCACAAGGAAUGCGCCUUUGAGAAGAGUGCGAUCUUGCGCGGACUGGAUGGUACAAAUCAAGUGAGGUGGCUUGGAAUAUGGCUUCAGCAGCUGGGAAUCAUACCUACAGCUCCAGGAGCGAUCAUCCAAGGAACUGCUGGUGUUGAGUUUUAG
Molecule: messenger RNA, 3183 nt
Organism: Glarea lozoyensis ATCC 20868
Lineage: Eukaryota; Fungi; Ascomycota; Leotiomycetes; Helotiales; Helotiaceae
Product: NAD(P)-binding Rossmann-fold containing protein
Exons: 5
Coding region: 1-3183 (1060 amino acids)
Source: RefSeq, a predicted model, not a curated record